AGCGGUUAGUCGUUGCAAAUCGCCGCUGGUUGCGAGUGUCAGUUGAGAACGUUUGAAAUUUAUUUUCUGUAUUUUUACGACAUUACUUGCUUACAUACAUAUGUACAUUUGGUUCUAUAAAAAUAUUUACGUGGAUAAAAUAAAAAGGCAAUAAAAUACUAUAUGUAGAUACCCAUUCUUAUAAGCGGUGCUAAGAAAGUAUACGGUCGCCUCAGUUGUGACUGAGACGUUGCGUGGAGUUGAACGUUGCCUUUGGAAUCUGAAGUGAAAAGUCUAUAGAAGUGCAAAUAUAUAAUAAAUAUAUGUUAAUUAAGAAAACCGACGAAACAUUAAUUUCAUAAGAGUGUGAUAAAUAAAUAAAUAAAAAACAAAAACAAUGAAAAUUGAGUGGGCACCGGUGCAUGUGCCACCAAAGCGACGACUGCAAACCCUUGCCGCGGGUCUCUAUGUGCUGAUAUUUAUGAUUUUACCUUUCUUGUCGUUAACUAUUACGGCAUUGUUGUUGUAUUAUGGUAGUCUAUUUUGGAAGCUCUUGACUCUGGCAUACUUGACUUUUGUUUACUUCGAUCAUUCGAGGAAUUUCAGUGAUAUCAAAGGCAAUGGCUUUAUGAUAUUGCGUAGUAAUUGCAUAUGGCGCAACUUCCGCGAUUACUUCCCCAUAGAGCUGAUUAAAACCGCCGAUUUGAGUCCCGAUCGUAAUUAUAUUUUGGCCAGCUUUCCACAUGGAAUUAUCGGCACCGGCAUCUCCUGCAAUAUGAGCAGCGAUAUACGUAAAUGGAUGGAAUUAUUCCCGGGCAUACGUCCAAAAAUCGGUACGCUGGAUAUGCAUUUUUACACACCUAUUUUACGUGAGGUUCUACGUUACUGGGGUUUGGUCUCGGUCUCCAAGGAGUCACUCAUGCAUUAUCUAACUGCCUCGAAUCACCCAAAACAUGUUGCCAAUCUUGAUGGUUUCACAUCGAAUGCCAUCGCCAUUUUGGUGGGUGGCGCCCAAGAGGCUUUGGACUCACAUCCGGGACGUUAUAUAAUUACAUUGAAAAGGCGCAAAGGUUUCGUCAAAUUGGCCAUACGCACGGGCUCACCCAUUGUACCGACAUUCUCCUUCGGCGAAGUGGAGAUAUUCGAUCAAGUCAACAAUCCACCAAAUUCGUGGUUGCGACGCUUCCAAAGUCUAACCAAGAAACUAACAGGGGUCUCGCCUUUGAUUGUAUUGGGGCGUGGCUUCUUCCAGUAUACCUUCGGAUUUCUACCACGCCGCAAGCAUAUCGUGCAAGUUGUCGGCACACCUAUUGAGGUCGAGAAGAACGACACACCCGAUCCCGAGUAUGUGGAUAAAAUUCAUCAGCAAGUCAUUGACCAGCUGAAGGAGAUGUUUGAGAAGUACAAAGUAAAAUACAUAGAAAAUGGCAAAAAUGUUAAUUUAGUGAUUACAUAAGUAUAUAUAUCUAUAUAUGUAGCACAUAUGUACGUUCGUGUAUGUGUGUGUGUAUGUAUUGUUAUUUAAUUUUGUAAAUAAGUACUAGCAGAUAAUAUGUGUGAACAUUAAUUUGUUAAAUGAGAAAAGAUUUACUUGUAUACAUGUACAUAUAUAUGUGUAUGUAUGUAUUUGUAUAAGUACUAUGUACAUAAUAUAUACAUGCAUUUCAAAGUUUUUUACAUGAAACAU
This is a messenger RNA of Zeugodacus cucurbitae (melon fly), 1666 nucleotides long. Its product is annotated as 2-acylglycerol O-acyltransferase 2. NCBI's taxonomy places the organism in Eukaryota, Metazoa, Arthropoda, Insecta, Diptera, Tephritidae. The record is from RefSeq and is a predicted model, not a curated record. Gene Ontology annotation, biological process: triglyceride biosynthetic process. The transcript has 7 exons. Bases 377 to 1435 code for a protein of 352 amino acids. Gene Ontology annotation, cellular component: endoplasmic reticulum membrane. Gene Ontology annotation, molecular function: diacylglycerol O-acyltransferase activity.